Messenger RNA from Erythranthe guttata (spotted monkey flower), 3249 nucleotides. NCBI's taxonomy places the organism in Eukaryota, Viridiplantae, Streptophyta, Magnoliopsida, Lamiales, Phrymaceae. The record is from RefSeq and is a predicted model, not a curated record.
AUGUUUCAUCGUGAAGGAGCGUCUACAGUACGACCACCUCUCUUGGAUGGAUCAAAUUACUCUUACUGGAAAUCGAAGAUGAAGAUGUUCAUCAAGUCAGUUGAUGAACGAGCUUGGCGUGCUAUUGUGACUGGUUGGACCCCGCCCAUGGCUAAAGGAACGGAUGGUAUACAAACGGUAAAACCAGAAGAAGCAUGGACUAAUGAAGAGAUAUUACUUGCCAAUUACAACUCGAGGGCAAUAAACUCAAUUUUCAGUGGCGUUGGUGACAAUCAGUUCAAACUGAUAGCAUCGUGUGAAUCAGCAAAAAGGGCAUGGGAGAUCCUACAAGUGACGUAUGAAGGCACAUCAACUGUUAAAACAUCUAAGUUGCAGAUGCUAGCCACGAGAUUUGAGAGUCUUCAUAUGGAGGAGGACGAGACGAUUGCUGAUUUCCACGCUAAGCUAUGUGAUAUUUCAAAUGAAUCGUAUGCACUAGGUGAACAAUACUCGGAAACAAAGUUGGUAAGAAAGGCACUACGUUCAUUACCAGAAAGAUUCGCUUACAGAGUUGCAGCAAUCGAAGAAGUGAGAGAUAUCAAUACGCUAAAGCUAGAUGAACUCAUGGGUAAACUGCAAACUCAAGAAAUGAAUUUUAGAGCAAAUAUUCGAGAAAAGAAAAAGGUGAAGAAUGUGGCAUUCCAAGCUGAAGCUUCCCAUGGCAUCUCACAAGGCCAAACAUUUCAUGAGUGUGACAUUGAUGUUGAAGAAUCCUUAGCAAUUAUGUCAAAUAACCUCGAAAGCCUGCGUCAAAAAAUUGAAAAUAGAGAAAAUUCCUCUCAAUCAGGUAAGUCUGUUAACCCUAACAAAUUUAAAAAGUUUUCUAAUAAUGGUUAUUUUGGUGAUGCAAAGUCUAGGAGAAAGCAAUGUCGAGAGUGUGGGGGUUUUGGACAUAUUCAGGCCGAGUGUGCGAACACUUUAAAGAAAAACAAGAUGUCACUCACCACUAUUUGGAGUGAUAAAGAGGACAGUGAUGAGGAAGAUAACAACAAAGGAGAUCAAACCACUAACUUUAUGGCAUUCAGUGGUACUACUUCGAUGAGCAGAACCGAGGGAACUGUUGCAACAGUCUGUCCGACAGAUUUCAGGUAUGAUGAAUUAUCUUUAAAUAAGGACAAUAGUCUGACUUCAUCAUUUAAUUUUGCAGGUGAAUCUGAGAGCAGUAGUGAUGAUGAAGAGCCAACCCUCGAAGAGGUGAAAGAUGUAUAUGAAAAAAUGUAUCGGAAGUGGCUUGAAGUAUCUGAGGUAAAUAAGCGCCUUGAAAAUGAUAAGCAUGUUCUCAUAGAGGAAAAUAAAGUGUUGAAGGUAAGAAUUUCUACUCUUGAACAAAAUGUUAUUUCUUCUAGUAGAGAAAUAGAUAGCUUGCAGGUUGAAUUUGCUCAAACUCAAGAUGUUAUUUCUAAGUUUAAUACUGGUAGAGUAACUUUGAAUGAAAUUUUGAACAAAAAUCAGCCGAACUACUGUCGUAUAGGUCUUCACAAGAAUAUAAAAGGAGGAGUUAUAAUGCCGACGUUAUUUGCUGAGUCUUUUAUCACGUGGGUGAUUUACCACGUCGCCCUCCAAGUCUACAAAGCCAAUAUCAGUCUCAGUUUCAUAUUACUAUCAAUAUUAUUCUUAUUCUUAGUAUUAAAAUUCUGGAAACAAAUCAACCAUAACAAAUCGUCCCUAAAAAACCUACCUCCGGGGCCAAGGAAGUUGCCUUUGAUAGGGAAUAUGCACAAUCUGAUUGGCUCUCUUCCCCAUCGCGCUCUGCACGAACUGGCCCUGAAAUACGGCCCCGUGAUGCACCUUCAGCUCGGCGAACUCUCCACGGUUAUAAUUUCCUCAUCCGACGCCGCGAAGCAAGUUAUGAAAACUCAUGAUAUGAACUUUGCAUCGAGGCCGUCGGUUAUCGUCACCGAGAUUCUCAGUUAUAGCUGCACGAGCAUCGCGUUUGCCGAGUACGGUGAUUACUGGAGGCAGCUGAGGAAAAUAUGCACGUUGGAGCUGUUGAGCAUGAAGCGUGUUUCGUCUUUCCGUUCGAUAAGAGAAGAAGUGUUUCUAGAUCUCACAAGGUGGUUAUUAGCUAAUUGUACGGAACGAGCGGCGCCUGUGAAUUUGACCGAGAAACUCUACUCUUGUGGAUAUUCUCUGGCUUCAAGGGCAACGUUCGGCAAGAACUACGCGGUUAAAAAUGAGAGGCUACUAUCCAUAAUCAAAGAAGCUGUCGUACUGGCGGCGGGAUUUAACGUUGCAGACGUUUAUCCUUCGAUCAAGUUGCUUCAAAUGAUGAGCGGGUUGAGGAGGAAGGUUAAGAAGCUGCAUGAAGAAGCUGAUUGCAUACUUGAUGACAUCAUCCAUGAGCACAGAGUAGCCAAUGAUAAUAAUGCGGCUACCAAGACGAUGACCGGUGAGAGGGAGAAGAAGCAAGGAGAUGACGACCUGGUGGAUGUUCUUCUGAGAUUCCAGGAUGAAGGGAUUGAGAUUCCGUUGACAAAUGAAAACAUUAAAGCUGUAAUCACGGAUAUGUUGGGUGGUGGGAGUGAGACAUCAGCCACAACGUUGGACUGGGCAAUGGCGGAAAUGGUAAAAAAUCCAAGAAUCUUGAAAAAGGCGCAAGACGAGGUGAGACGAUUUUUCGACGAUAAAGGAGGAUAUGUUGAUGAAUCGAGAAUUCACGAACUGAAGUAUUUAAUGUCAAUUAUCAAAGAAACCCUGAGGAUUCAUGCGCCAUUUCCUCUGUUGCUUCCAAGAAAAUGCAGAGAGAAGUGCGAGAUUAAUGGAUACGAGAUACCGGUGGAUACUAAAAUCAUCGUAAAUGCGUGGGCUAUUAACAGAGACCCUAAGUACUGGCGUAACCCGGAUUGCUUUGAGCCCGAGAGAUUUCUCGAUGAUAAUUUGGGAGUUGAUUACAAGGGUAAUCAUUUCGAGUAUAUCCCGUUUGGUGCCGGUAGGAGAAUAUGCCCUGGCAUGGCGUUCGGUAUGGCAAAUGUGGAGCUACCACUGGCUAUGUUUCUAUACCAUUUCGAUUGGAAGUUGCCACCUGGAAUGAAACAUGAAGAAAUGGAUAUGUCGGAAUCGUUUGGGGCCACAGCCAGGAGAAACGGUGAUUUGUUUGUUGUUUCGGUUAUUAAACGACCACUCCCGCCGCCUGUCAAAUGAUCGAUGCGUCGUAAUUGAAGUUGUUGGUUUUAUUUUAAUUUACAUGUGGCUUAAUGAAAGUUUAUUCAG